AUGCCACGACAAAUUCGCACCUGUGUUGUGUGUCAACGACGAUUUUUGGCUCCCACUCUGCACAUAACGCAUUGUGCUGCCUGUCUCGCCGUACAAAAUAGUCCCACAGUCUCCAUGGAGACUAGUUCUAGACGGCAUCUGGAUCUUCCGAAGGAUGGAACUCCACCGGAGUUCCAAGUUGAUGACGCACCGGCUAGUGAAUGCAAAGAGGAGACGGGACGAUCAUCUCGGCCCGCAAAGCGUCCGAAAGCGGCUGGUGAACUGACAGUGAAUGCAAGAACGCUAUCGAAUGAGUAUCUGAAUCCUUCUUGUAUUUCCUUUCAACAACGAACGCAGACUAUGCAACCGAUCCAUCUAGAUCACGUUGACCAAGUACAAACCGUCGAUAAGGAAGCUUCUGUCGAGAAAAUUGACGACAGUGACGACGAGGAAAUGGGCAGCGAAGCCGGAGACGAACUUCGAUGCAUACAAAUCGUGGAUCUGUUGAGCGAUUGUAUUGACGAAAAUGAUGAACCUGAUUCCGAGGAUGAAUGGGCGGAAGACGUACCUCUUCACGCUCUGGUACCCGCCAACCCACGUUUACCGCUCGGCAUGAAACCAACGAAGUCCAAGAAUCCAUUGACAACGCAUGUAAAGCCAGAGCUGAUGUCAGGCGAUGGAAGUAAAGCGUUACGACCAGUAAACGAUGAUGGCGAUGGUUUUGACGAGGAUUACUGCCGGAUCAUCAAUACUUUCAGUAACGACAAAAACGGCGAUGCUGACACUUCCAUGACCUGUAUGAUGUGUGGCAAAUCUCUGCAGCACCUCAAGACAGGCAUCAAAGGUCGUCUUACUCAUAUCAAACGGUGUUCCAAAAAGUACGGCGUCACGGCGCGAGACAUUCGGCUGGACGACGACCACGAAGUUUUUGCCAUGAACCAAAAGUCUGCCUUAUCACCAACGACAAAACUCGCAGCUCGGUCUGUUAGUAUAACAAACCCCUAUAAACAGCCCAGUGAGUGGCACUGUGAUUCGAAUAGAGAUUUGGACGACGACAGAUUGUCUCGAUCGGGAACAGCCUCGUCAUCCGAAAACACUUUGGUCGUCGGUACCGGUGGUAUCCCUCAGCGUUCUGCUUUCGGAGUGCUGUUGGCUGGUGCCCGGCGUGCUGCCAAGGUAGCUCAAAUUUCUGCUACGAAAAAGACAGAAAAGCAGAGAGCUAGAGGAGGGUGGCGCAACGGAAAUGGUCGACAGUAUCAAGUUCACUACUCCGCCAGAUCAUGUCCGCUGUACAAGAAGAUCACUGGCACUGACUUUGUCUGCGACGGUUUCCAUUAUGCACGCAGUUCCUUGACGCAGAAUUAUUUUCUCACUCAUUUUCACAGUGAUCAUUACGGAGGAAUUUCGAAGGCAUGGAACGCUGGUACCAUCUAUUGCUCAUUCUCGACAGCCAACCUUGUAAACCAGCAACUCGGUGUAGAUCGCAAGUUUUUGCAUCCCCUUCCCAUGAUGACUCCUAUCGUCGUUGCGAGUCGGGGAAAACCUGUUACUGUCACUUUACUGGAUGCCAAUCACUGUCCCGGGGCCGUCAUGUUUUUGUUCGAGGUGGGGAAUAGACGGCUUUUGCACGUGGGAGACUUUCGAUGGAAUCGUGAAAUCAUGCAAGCCCAAGGUCCACUACGACCAUUUUUCGACCGCACUCAAAACCUCGACGAGAUUUUUCUUGACACAACUUACUGUGAUCCCAAGUACUCUUUACCAGAUCAGCAGGAGGCUAUUAAGGAAACUGUAAAAGUUGCAAUCGAACAAGUGGGACUUUCGAAACGCAAUAAAGAUCGCACGCUCAUGCUAUUCGGUGCUUACACCAUCGGCAAAGAGCGCAUUUAUCUUUCCGUUGCAGAAAAGCUCGGGCUUAAGGUUUUUGUUGACAGUCGUCGAUAUCGAAUAUUAAAAGCACUAGAAUGGCCAUCGGAAUCUAUCGCUAUGUUAACCACGCGACCUGAGGAAACAAUACUGGUCAGUUAUUCAAAUGGACGAUACACUGGGAUUAAGUCCGAUUUCUGUACUGAUAUCUGA
This is a messenger RNA of Phaeodactylum tricornutum CCAP 1055/1, 2055 nucleotides long. RefSeq lists its product with no specific name. The record is from RefSeq and is a predicted model, not a curated record. Gene Ontology annotation, biological process: interstrand cross-link repair; double-strand break repair via nonhomologous end joining; protection from non-homologous end joining at telomere. The coding region runs from base 1 to 2055 and encodes 684 amino acids. The transcript has a single exon. Gene Ontology annotation, molecular function: damaged DNA binding; 5'-3' DNA exonuclease activity. NCBI's taxonomy places the organism in Eukaryota, Bacillariophyta, Bacillariophyceae, Surirellales, Neidiaceae.